Molecule: messenger RNA, 468 nt
Organism: Homarus americanus (American lobster)
Lineage: Eukaryota; Metazoa; Arthropoda; Malacostraca; Decapoda; Nephropidae
Product: putative inorganic phosphate cotransporter
Exons: 4
Coding region: 1-468 (155 amino acids)
Biological process (GO): monoatomic anion transport
Molecular function (GO): transmembrane transporter activity
Source: RefSeq, a predicted model, not a curated record
AUGGGGGAUGACAUGGGCUACUCUCUAUUGCUCUACCAGAUGCCAAAUUACUACAAGAACAUCCAACACAUUGAGGUGGACUCUAGCGGAAUGUUGUCUGCGGCGCCCUACCUGGUGAUGUGGUUAGUGGGGCUGGUAUGGGCAGCUAUUAUGGACAAACUGACAGCCAACAACACCCUCUCCAUCCUGAGCGUGAGGAGGCUCUCCCAGGCGGUGGCCAUGUAUAGCCCCGGUCUGGGCUUGGUGGGGAUGUGCUUCGUCAACUGUUCCUCAACACUGUCUGUAGUGGUGUUGUGUCUAGUGGUGGGUCUCAAUGGAACCAUCAUUAGUGGGCACUUUUGUUCCCAUCAAGACCUGGCGCCUAAUCUCGCCGGCACGCUGCUGGGCCUCACCAACACCGGGGCCUCUCUUAUGGGCGUUGUGGCUCCUAUCUUCGUCGGCGCCGUCACCCAGAACAAUACAGAGUAA